ACCGAAGCUACCCUUGUCCGAAUCCUGCAGCAUGACGGAUGGCUAAGUGUGAAUUGCCAGCUUGCAGUUGCUCUUCUGAGCCAACCUUGCCCAUUUCACCGCCAAUGAUCUGAUCAAGUUGGUUCAAAGGAACCGGACACCGAAACUGUCUGUUCCCCUCGACGGCGGCUUUAUCCAACGACAGCGCCAUGGACAAGCCAGGACCCCGCGCAACGACCUGAACAAAGUAUGCGCGCUCCAGCAGAGUGGUCAAAGUAUAUCGCGCCGACGCUAGCGUUGCUGGGAGGACUCCACGCAGUCGGCGGCGUCCAUGCAUCCAGGUCCAGGGCCGAGCCCAGCACGGCCGCGGCAGAGGUGUGUGAGUUCAGAACUAUCAACUACAUCACCCACACCCUACCACAGCAAUGCUUGCGCACGUCCUGGACGAGCCCGACGCCGACCGCCGGCCUCGACAACUCAACCGCCCAAGAGACCAUCACGACUUCCGUCGCAACUACCACCGAGGGCCCCCGAGCACCCCAGGACAAUGGCACGGCGCAGGAACAGGACACCCAGGAGGAGUUGGCCGCCAGUGCCUUCAUGUCGUUUGAGGAGUGGAAAGAGAUGAUGCUGCGCAAGACGGGGCAGGAUCCUGCCAACAUCAAGGCCCACAAGCCGCGCGAGCACAGGGAGCGAGACCCCAACGUGAACAGUGGCGACGUCGACAGCUUUGGGGAGGAAGGAGAGAUCUCGUUGGACUUUGACGCCCUCGCCGAGAAGGUCUCCGAGAUAACCUCGUCCCCUGCUGACGGAGCCGCUCCCGAGACCAACAAGGAGGCCAAGGAGGAGCAGAUUCUCUACGACGACGGCAAGACGCAGUAUUACAGGAGCAAGGACGCUGGAAAGACCUGCAAGGAGAGAUUCUCAUACGCCUCCUUCGAUGCGGGCGCCACUGUUCUCAAGACCAGCCCGGGCGCGAAGAACGCCAAAGCCAUCUUGGUCGAGAACAAAGACUCCUACAUGCUGCUGGAAUGCCGCACCAAGAACAAGUUCGUCAUUGUUGAGUUGAGCGACGACAUCCUCGUCGACACCGUCGUCCUCGCCAACUUUGAGUUCUUCUCCAGCAUGAUCCGCAAGUUCAGGGUCAGCGUUAGCGACCGCUACCCUGUCAAGCUGGACAAAUGGGUCGACCUCGGCACCUUCGAAGCUCGCAACUCGCGCGAUAUUCAGGCUUUCUUGAUCGAGCAUCCCCAGAUCUAUACCAAGUAUAUCCGCAUCGAGUUUCUGAGUCACUGGGGGAAUGAGUUUUACUGCCCGGUGUCAUUGUUACGUGUCCAUGGCACCCGCAUGCUGGAUACGUGGAAGGAACCAAGCCACGACGACGAGCCUGAGCAGAUCCAGGUUUCAGAUCAUGGACCGGCAACGGACACCGAGCAGGUACAGGAAUCUGCCGGCAGCGACAAUUCGUCAAAGACUGCGAAGGAGGAGACGGCGUUCCCGACCGCCACAGAGAUGGGUCUCACCCCAUGGUACCCAAUUCUGCAGAGUAACUUCUCGUUCGAAUCAUGCGAGUUGCGCUCGCCGACAACGGCUGAGCCCACUCCUGUCGACUCCGGUUCAAGCAGUCCCCCCGAGGCCCCUGCUGGCGGUCCUGAUUCGGUGACGCCGCGUCCAUCUGCCGCUUCCGAAGCCGAACCAGGUCCACAGUCAAACAGUUCCCUUUCUGAGCCUGCCUCUCCUGAGGCGUCAGUCUCCCAAGGGCAGUCAACCAGUACAACCCCGUCUAGCGUCUCUUCAGUGUCACCGCAAACUGGUAACAACGGCGCGGCAAGUAAUCAAAGCCAGAAACAGCCUGAUGGACGAGCGGACACGGCAAAUACGUCGUCGUCCGCCGCCACCACCACCUCCUCGUCCUCCCGCAAUAAGACCAGCACUGUCUCCUCCGCCUCUGCCUCCCCCACCGUGCAAGAAUCAUUCUUCAAGACAAUAUCCAAGCGUCUCCAGAAUCUCGAAUCCAAUACCUCUCUCUCCCUGCAGUACAUUGAAGAACAGUCGCGGUUUCUGCAAGACGUCCUGCUCAAAAUUGAGCGCAAGCAGAUAACACGCGUCGACGCCUUCCUCGACAGUCUCAACAGGACAGUUCUCUCUGAGCUGCGCAGCGUGCGCACGCAGUACGAUCAAAUCUGGCAGAGCACUGUGCUCGCGCUCGAGACACAGCGCGAGCAAUCCCAGCGCGAGAUUGUCGCCCUCACCUCGCGCCUCAACAUCCUCGCCGACGAAGUCGUCUUUCAAAAGCGCAUGGCCAUCCUCCAGAGCAUCCUCCUCCUGUCCUGCCUUAUCCUCGUCAUCUUCAGCCGCGGCGGCCUCGCCGCAUUUGACAGCGCCUCCUUUCCGGCCUUUCCCCAACCAUCAUCAAACUCCCCUCCUUUCUACCGCCGCCACGGCUAUGCCUACGGUCCGGUCCGAUCCGAUUCCAUAUCAGCCAUAUCGAUGCCCGACUCAUCGCCUCCUGACGCCCAAGCAGCCACCGACACUGCCAGCAGUACCACCCUCGCCGCCUCAGCCCUCCCGCGACACCUUUAUCCAUCCUCAACCUCCUCUUCCUUCAAAGACAAGACCCUCCCCUUAACCCCGCCGUCUGAGUACAGCCGCGAGAGCACGCCAGUAAGGACGCACCUGCACCUCCACCGCAGUCCUGAGCCACCAUCAUCCUCCUCCUUUUGCGGAGAGCGAGACGACAGCAACGGCAGACCGGACACCGAUACGCCACCCCGCAGACUCCACACCCAACACCACCACCAUCACCGGAAUCACACAUUACCAGCAGAAUCAGUGGCAGGUCCAGGAGUAGGUGAAAUCCAACAACUAGAACAACAACGAAGCACAGUCGCAGACGCAGAAAUAUCUUCCAUAGAAAUUAAUUCCGGGGUUUGUACCGGCAGUCUUGCUGAGGCAAGUACCGCACCACGAGGGAAGGAAGAGGAAGAGCAAGAACUUGAAGGAAGCAAAACACCCCUGGCCAGGACAAGAUCAACUCUGUCGCAGGUCGGCGAGCUUAGGAAGCCGCUUCCGGCACUGCCUGAAGAUCCGAGCUGAGCACGGGCGGCACUUUUAUAUGUGUGUAUGUGUAAUCAUGAAUGAAUG
This is a messenger RNA of Parathielavia appendiculata, 3123 nucleotides long. RefSeq lists its product as uncharacterized. The transcript has a single exon. Gene Ontology annotation, cellular component: membrane; cytoplasm. Lineage: Eukaryota; Fungi; Ascomycota; Sordariomycetes; Sordariales; Chaetomiaceae. Bases 229 to 3075 code for a protein of 948 amino acids. Gene Ontology annotation, biological process: protein folding in endoplasmic reticulum. The record is from RefSeq and is a predicted model, not a curated record.